AUGCACGGAUUUCUGGUUCUUCUCCAUCUUGUUCUCAUAGCGCUAAGCAUUUCCGGCGUCGAGCACCACCUUGUCACGUCUGAGAACGGUGCGUGGAUUCCGGUAUUGGGCGCAUCGACACAGGCCUUUUAUGCGCUGUAUUGCACAAUACUUGUUUACCUGGUACAACGCCUGACACUCUACCGGAACUUGAUUCAGCAUCAGCAAUUGACCAUUCUCCACGACAAUGUUAACGCAUGGAGCGGCCUUGGUUCUGCACUGCAGUGUCUCUGGCAGCAGUCAAGCACUACCGGAUCGUCGUGGUGGAUCGUGUCUAUCACUACGUAUCUGGCAUGUGUAUUUGCGCUUCAUGUGGCUUCAUCAUCCAUAUUGCAGUCACAAACAUUCAGCACAACCAUAAAUAUGUCGGCAACAACGGUUUCUCAUUGGCCUGGUCCAAAUGUCGACAUGAUGGGGCUUCAUUGGUCUACCGUUAGCGCCAUUGUUCCCUCUCUGAGUCAAUUCUCCAGUUUGUUGAAUGUGGGACUUGAUGGUGCUACACUAUACGAUAUUAUCCAAGCAGAUGGCGCCACUGGAAACGCUACUGUAGAUGCAACUACUUUCCGAGCGGAGUGUGGGUUAGUCCGUAACUCUGAAUUGAGCUACACUCCGAGGCUGAAUGCCAAUCAAUUCGGAGAAUAUGUGGUCGGGCCUGAAGUUUCAGGCCUCAAUUAUACCAAGAAAUGGCCCGCCAGGUUCGUACCUCCCUAUCAGGAUCAGCUGGUGACCGCUGUGGACAUGUCUAGUAAUUUUCCGGGACCCACCAUUGCAUUCAUGAUUUCUACAUCCAUCGACGUGGGUAAUUCAAUGAAAUCGGACACCGUUCAGCAUAUGAAUUGGGAAUACCAACAAGUCCCACUGUUUGACAGUCCCCAAGCUCCGAUCCUUUCAAGUGUGCUUGAUGUUCACGUGGUAGCUUGCAACAUAUAUGUUGAGCACCAUACGGCAAUAGUCAAUGUGGAAACAAAUAAUUUACUAGCACUCUUCCCGCCCCCAGCUCUAACUCCUCCUUUGGACUGGGAGCGGUGGACAGCACCUAAAGGUGACAAUAAAUGGGAUAUCUGGUCACCGCCAGGAACAGGUCAGACUAAUAGUUGGUAUUCUAAAUGGUUUUUAUCUGCAUUCAGAAAUGGAGCUACACCCCCCGUGAAGAUUUGUAUGACUGAAAGUCAAGCGACCUGCCGCGGAAUAUCUUUUAUCGAGCUGUAUCUUAUGAAGGAAAUUGGUUUAAAUGUAGUAUUGGACGACCAAGCCACCAGGCCACCACCUCCAUCUGGUCCGAAGCAGGUUCUCUGUAGUCGUCGUCAUUUCGAAUCAAGUCUCUCUAAGAUCUUCGCUUCGCUGAUGUGGACGGACUUGAAAUACGACGAGGCAGGUGCAAAACUCGGUUCCGAUGCUGGUGGCUUUGACCCAACACCAGGCAGCACUGUGGUUUCUCAGCAAGUUAUAAAAUGGCAUCUCAACAUCAACACGUGGCCUUUGGCAGUUGCGUUGACCGCUUCGUUGACCAUGUUGAUCCUUUCGACCUGCAUGUCAAGGGGCAUACAUCGGCAGAAACACAGCACACUCAUAAAUAGUGCUGGUGUUCUCCAGAUCAUCUGGCUGACAAAACGUCUCCGCGUGCUGAAAGACCUCAUGAGUGAGGUAGCCGAUCCAAGCGAAGACGCUCUCCGUUCUGCAGGGAUGUUGGAAGUAGAUCUGUUACAAGAGCUAAACAAGCAGGAACUAAUUUCCCGCUCCCCCGAUCAGUAG
Suillus clintonianus is the source of this 1791-nucleotide messenger RNA. RefSeq lists its product as uncharacterized. The record is from RefSeq and is a predicted model, not a curated record. Lineage: Eukaryota; Fungi; Basidiomycota; Agaricomycetes; Boletales; Suillaceae. Bases 1 to 1791 code for a protein of 596 amino acids. The transcript has 10 exons.